Molecule: messenger RNA, 693 nt
Organism: Drosophila busckii
Lineage: Eukaryota; Metazoa; Arthropoda; Insecta; Diptera; Drosophilidae
Product: tail-anchored protein insertion receptor WRB
Exons: 2
Coding region: 56-580 (174 amino acids)
Biological process (GO): tail-anchored membrane protein insertion into ER membrane
Source: RefSeq, a predicted model, not a curated record
CAAGUGCCUGCUUUUCAUUUAUAGUGUUAUUUAUGUAAAACAAAUAAACAGCAAUAUGCAAUUGUUUAUAUUAAUAGCGCUACUGUGCCUACUCAAUACGCUCCUGCCAGAUUUCAUACGGAACUACCUCAAAGUCUCGCGUUUUUGGAACCGCACGUCCAGCUACGUGCAGAAGCUGAAUUCGAGACUGGACACAGCACGUGAGGAGUUAGAUAAUGAGCGUAGUGCAGAACAUGCCGGCGAAUACUCAAGGAAAAUUAAAGAAAUGCGCGCCGAGCGAAAAGUUUCGGAAAUUGAAGCUGAAAUCAAAUUAUUUACACAAAUGGCCAAGCUAAAACAAUCCACCAUAGACACAGUAGCCUACUACGUGUCCAAGGUGCUGCUCUCGCUGAUGCUAAUCAUAGUGUGUACGCGUAAUAAACACACACCUGUGAUGAUCUUCGAGGAUAGCUUUAGUCUAGCGCCGCUGGGUGGUUUGCUCAGCUUUCCCACGGGCGUUUAUAAUGCCAUCUCACCACAUGCCUGGGCGCUCUCCUGCAACUUUACGUUACGCUUGUUCUAUAGCAUAACAAAGAAGUAAUAAGCCAUCUGGACGAACACGGAAUUGUACUUUUGCAUUUGAAUGCAAUUAAUUUAGUUUAAUUAUUAUUUAAAUAGUUGGCUUAGUUGAGCUUACUAAACACAUUAUGGACA